AUGGCGCCCCCUCGCAAAGCUCUCAUUGCUAUCACUUCCGCUCAUGCUCCUCUGUAUCCCGAUAGCAAGGAGACUGGUUUGUUUAUCACUGAAGCUUUGCAUCCUUUCCUUGUAUUCAAGAAUGCAGGCUUCGGUGUUGAUCUGGUGUCGGAGACCGGGUCUUACCAGCCUGACUGGCUCUCACAGCAAAGGAGUUGGCUUAAAGGUGAAGAUAAAGCUAUUUGGGAGGAUAAAUCUAGCGAAUUUCGUUCGAAACUCGACAAUCUCUUGAAGCCAAGUGAGAUUGACCCUAAUAACUAUGGUAUUUUCUUCGCUUCAGCUGGUCAUGCUUCUUUGAUCGACUACCCCGAUGCCAAGGGUCUACAGAGCAUUGCAUCCAAAAUGAACAAUGAUGGCGGUGUCAUCUCUGCUGUCUGUCAUGGUGGUGCCAUCUUCCCAGGGAUCAUUGAUCCUAGUACAGGAAAUUCGAUCAUAUUUAAUCGAAGAGUGACUGGCUUCACUACUCAAGGUGAGGAAGAAGAAGGUGUUUUGGACACCAUCAAAAGCUGGGAUCGCCCUACUAUUGAGGCCUCCGCUGCAAGCUCGGGAGCCACAUAUGUUUCUCCUCCUGGUCCUUGGGAUGCUUUCACUAUCACUGAUGGGCGCAUCGUGACCGGUGCUAAUCCUGCGAGCGCCCAUGUGACAGCUGAAGCCGCGGUUAAGGCAUUCAACGCUCUGUAG
Molecule: messenger RNA, 720 nt
Organism: Penicillium hordei
Lineage: Eukaryota; Fungi; Ascomycota; Eurotiomycetes; Eurotiales; Aspergillaceae
Product: class I glutamine amidotransferase-like protein
Exons: 5
Coding region: 1-720 (239 amino acids)
Molecular function (GO): glyoxalase III activity
Source: RefSeq, a predicted model, not a curated record